UGCCCCUGUUAUAGAAGGAAUAAAAGCCCUGAAUAAUAAACAUUUCAAUGCCAAUAUUAUCGGACAUAGUAAACCAGAAGGUGGCUGCUAAUGGUUGUCAUUGAAUUUUACAUUUCCAAUUCUGGUGGGGAAAAAAGCAUAGAAAUAUGAUUUAUUUGAUCAUCUGACAAAGGUUUGAAAUUUAUUGAAGCUUCCUCGUGAUAAAUUAAUGAAAAUAAUUAAAUACUGGCUUAUGACUACGCUGUCUUUCAAAUACCGGCUUAUGUGCGCCAUAUACACUACUACCCUAAAACGGUACUGUUCCCAAUAGAAAAUAAACAUUAAAAUACCCAAUUUCCAAUGUUUAAAUUCCCAAAAUGGCUGUUCAAAAUUGCCACAUGGCCAAGAAAUUCAUCUGAAAUCAUUUUAAUCCAACAUAUUCAUAUAAAUCACUACUUCAUAGUUCUACCUUGACAGUGGAAGCUGUUAGCUAUCUUUAUUCAUGACGAUUAAAUCUUAUUUAUAGAUGAAAAAAUGCAUUAAAAAAUAUUCCCAAUAUAAGUCAAAAUAACACAUUUUUUCCCAAUCAGUCUGGUACAGGCACCAUUCCAAAAGUAGAGAAAAAAACGCUGCACGGUCAGAGGGCUUAACGAUUUAAAGAAGAUUAAACCCUCACCCUGUCAAUAGUUUCUUUCUUUUACUUUCAUAGAUCAUGAGGACUAGAAGUAGAAGUAGAAGAGGUAAAAAAAAAGAAGACUUAAGCUGUGCAGAGGAGGGAAUGCUGCAGGUCAAAUAUAUAAAUAGCUAUAUUGGUUCAGGAGUGUUUGCACUGAGCGACAUAGAAAAGGGCAGACUUAUAGUCCUAUAUGAGGGAGAACUGAUAACCAAAGAAGAAGGUGAAAGGAGACAUGCAACAUAUUCAACACAAGAUGGCUCCUUCCUCUUCUUCUUCUCCCACAAAGGGAACAAAUUAUGUAUUGAUGCAACACAUGCUACAGGAAUGGGACGCAUGAUUAAUGACAACCAUAAAAAACCAAAUUGCAAAGUUGUGGUUGAGGAAAAAGAUGGCGUUCCUGCACUGUCAAUCUACAGCAUCAGGCCUAUAUUCAGAGGACAGGAACUUUGUUUUGAUUACAAAGACUCAUCAGCACACUGGAGAAAGAAUCUUCAAAUGAGACACCUGAACUUGUGGUUUGUUCAAGGGCUGGGGAAGAUUUGGGCAGAUUUCCAUUGGUAAAUCCAUAUUGUUUGAUAGGAAGUUCUAGAAGCUGUGAUGUAAUUGUAUCCUUGCCUUGUGUGAGACCUGUCCAUUGUCAACUUGAAGUUAACGAGGGAAAAGUGAUGUUAACAGACUUCAGUUGUGGUAGUAGUGAGAGACUUUUGAAUUGGGGAGAGGAAUUCACCAUUCUUGACAGGACUUUCCGUCUAGAGAAAUGGAAGGCAUCAGAGAAAGAUGAGGGUUGCUUGGCUACCAGUGAUGAGGGAGGUCUGGCAACAAGCAAUGAGCAUAAUCUCAAGCUCAUAAACAGACAGGAGGAAGACAUAGAUGCACUGGAAAUAGAAGGCAAAGAGGAGGCAUCAGAGAUAGAUGAGAGAGGCAUGGCAGCUGGUGAUGAGAGAGGCAUGGCCACUGGUGAUGAGGAAGGCAUAGCAAUUGGCGAUGAGGGAGGUCUGGCAACAAACAAUGAGCAUAAUCUCAAGCUCAUUUACAGACAGGAGGAAGACAUAGAUGCACUGGAAAUAGAAGGCAAAGAGGAGGCAUCAGAGAUAGAUGAGAGAGGCAUGGCAGCUGGUGAUGAGAGAGGUCUGGCAACAAGCAAUGAGCAUAACCUCAAGCUCAUUAACAGAACGGAGGAAGAAAUAGAUGCACUGGAAAUAGAAGGCAAAGAGAAGGCAUCAGAGAUAGAUGAGAGAGGCAUGGCAGCUGGUGAUGAGAGAGGUCUGGCCACUGGUGAUGAGGAAGGCAUAGCAAUUGGCGAUGAGGGAGGUCUGGCAACAAACAAUGAGCAUAAUCUCAAGCUCAUUAACAGACAGGAGGAAGACAUAGAUGCACUGGAAAUAGAAGGCAAAGAGGAGGCAUCAGAGAUAGAUAAGGGUGGCAUUGCAGCCAGUGAUGAGCAAGGCAUGGCAACAGGUGAUGAAGGAGGAGUGGCAAUUGGCGAUGAGGAAGGUCUGGCAACCAGCGAUGAGGAAGACAUGGCAAUUAGUGAUGAAAAUAAUAUUGAGGACAUAGAAUUGCAGGAGGAAGACAGAGAUGCACUUGAAGUGGAAAGCACAGAGGAGGAUUACGAUGGUGAUGACAAUGACGACGUAAAUGAUUCGGAUUAUGUUGCUGAGUCUGAUGAGGGAGAUUCCACUGAUGAAGAUUUGUCAGCGGGAGAAGAUGAAGCAAACGUAAGUGAAAUUAUUCCAGUAAUGAGGACUGUCAGCACAUGUAUAAAAACAUUACAAGUAACGAAAUCAAAUAAAAAUUCAAAAGGAAAUUUAGGCAACAAGUCACAUGCGUGUUUGUUUUGUUAUAAAUUGGACCAGAAUAUUGCAAGGCAUUAUGGAACUUCCCACAGUAAUGAAUUGGAAGUUGGAAGAGUUCUUGCCUUAAAAGCCAAAAGCAAGAAAAGAAGAAAAGCUUGGGAAAUGCUAGUGAACAAAGGGGACUUUGCCCAUAAUUUUGCUGUGCUUGAGAAAGGGCAUGGACAGAUAAUUCCGAAAUACAGGAAGGCAGAAGAAAGUGAAAUAAGCAGUCUGCUCCCAUGUCAAUUCUGUUCAGGUUUUUAUAAGAAAAAAGAGCUUUGGAAACACCAAAAGUCAUGCAAUAAAAAAAGAAAUGAAUGUAACUCUGAUAUAAGAAUGGGUCCAAUUGCAGCUGGAAAGAAGAUGCUUCCAAAAUUAAGUAAAAAUGAAAAAUUUGAGACUAACAUUCUCAACAUAAUGAGAGACGAUUCUGUGAAAGAAGCUGUUGUGUCAGAUUCAUUGAUUUUACAGUUCGGUAUGAGUGAAUUCGAAAAGCAAGGAGUAGAACACAAAACUGUGUACACCUCAAACAAAAUGAGGGAAUUAGGUCGCCUUCUAAUAACUUUGAGAUCUAGAAACAUAAAGUCCAUUGAUGAAUGUAUGAAAGCCAGCAAUUGGGAUAUUUUUAUUGAAUGUGUCAAGGAAGUAAGCCAGUUUGACAAUAACACAUUUGGGAUCCCUUCAUUAGCCUUAAAUCUCGGCUAUAGAAUGAAAAGCGUUGCAGAAGAGGCAUACUUUCAAGCUUUGAAAUUAGAAGACCAAGCUCAAAAGGACAAAUAUGAGUCAUUCUUGAAAAUGUACAAGUUAAAAUGGAAAUCUAGCAUAUCCUCACAGGCUUUACGCAGUCUUGAAAGCAUAAAGUAUAAUAAGCCAAAGUACCUACCCCUAGUUGAAGAUGUUGUUCUGCUUAACAAGUUUCUAAAAAAAAAAGCAGCUGCUUUUAUGCAGACAGAAAAUAAAGAACAAUUGUCUGAACAAUACCCUGAGUUUGCCAAAGUCUGUUUGGCCCACAUAAUAUUAUUCAAUAGAAAAAGGAGUGGGGAAGCUCAAAGAAUGACUGUGCAACAGUAUAAAAUGGCAAAGAAGGGUGGCAGAGUUGAUCCAGUUGUCAUGAGUGUUUUGACAGAGCUUGAGAAAAAGCUUUGCCAGACGCACCUUCGAGUUGAAAUUAGGGGCAAAAAGGGACGAAAAGUACCUGUGCUGUUCACAAAGGAUAUGCAACAAAAUAUUGAAAUGCUGCUGAAAAUGAGAUCAGCUGCAGGGGUAUCUGAUGAUGGCCUAUUAUUUGCCACACCACAAAAUGAAAAGAAUCCAUACAGAGGCACAGAUGCAUUAAGGAAAAUGGCCAAAAGUUGUGGAAUGGAGGAUCCAUCUUUGAUCACAUCAACUAACCUUCGAAAGCAACUUGCAACCUUGGCUCAAAUAUUGAACUUGAAAGAAAAUUCUCAAGAUCUGCUAGCGACAUUCCAGGGCCACGAUAUCAGAAUUCACCGGGAGUACUAUCGCCUUCCUGAAAAUGUACUACAAGUUGCAAAAAUGUCAAAAGUUCUCAGAUGCAUCAACAACGGAACCAUUAAUAAAUUCAGUGGGUGUGACUUUGAGGACAUUACCUUCAAUCCAGAUGAGGCUGUGGAGUCUGACUCAAGUGACAGUGAAGAUGACAAUGAUUCUUGUGAAGAUUAUUCAGAUAUCAAAGAAGGCAAAAAGGAAAACCAGGAUACUGGAAAUGUUGCAAGGACACAGAAGAGGCACAGACAAGAUGAUUCUACUGAGAAUGCACAGUCAAAAAUCAGGAAGGAGGAACCAAAGAAAAAAACUAAGAUAACCACAGAUAAACACACUUGGAGCAAUGAAGAGAAAGAAGCAUUGAAGUCUUUCUUUGAAAGACAUUUAAGAAUAUCAAAAGUACCAGGAAAGCUUGACUGCAUUAACGCACAGAGAAAGCAUAGAUGCCUUUUAAACAUAAACUGGAAAAAAAUAAAAUUUGCUGUUUAUAAUAUGUUAAAAGCAAGGAAAAAUUUGUUACAGUAAUUGGGAUGAAACAUGCUUAGGGGUGGUAUAUAGGAGUCCAGCUUGUCGGUCAAUCCAUUUCAUGGUUUCCGAACGAUAACUAGAGUUUGGAAUGAGUAAUUGUAAUCAAACUUAUAUGAGCCGCAUCAUGACAAAAUCAACAUAAUGGAUUUGUGACCAGCAUGGAUCCAGACCAGCCUGCGCAUCCGCGCAGUCUGAUCAGGAUCCAUGCUGUUCGCUUACCAACUUUAUUACAAGUGGAGAAACUGACAGUGAACAGCAUGGAUCCUGAUCAGACUGCGCGGAUGCGCAGGCUGGUCUGGAUCCAUGCUGGUCGCAAACCCAUUAUGUUGGUUUUGUCAUGACACGGCUCAUAUAUUGGCUACCUUAUGUAGAAACCCCGGUUCGCAUUUGGACCCCCUGGGGUCAAGGUCACUGUUACAAAAAAAGAAAAAUGGUUCCAAGACAAAAAUUGGAGUUGGGAAUGAGAAAUUGUUAUGAAACUUGGUGUAUAGCAAGCUUAUGUGAAGACCCUGGUUAGUAUUGCAUUUGGACCCCCUUGGGUAAAAGUCAUGGUCACUGUUACUUAAAUUAGAAAAAUAUUUUUUUUUUACAAUAACUUAGAUAAAGGAGUAAGAUAUUGUAAUCAAACUUGAUGUAUAGAAAGUUUAUAUGAAGAUCCUGGCUGGGAUUACAAUUAAUUAGAUACUUCUUUGUACACAGUUGAUACUUCAUUUACUAUAGGUUGAGUUUAAGUUUUUCUUCAGACUAAUUUUUCAAAAAGUCUAAGUUGCUGGUGGGGGUAUCACCUUCAGCAGUAGGUCUUGUUUGUUUGGGGUUUUUUUCCUAAAAAAACAAGCUCUAGUUGAUAAUGUAGUGAUUUUUUUAUUCUCAUGCUGCCUUAUUGCUAUGUAGUGUUAUAUUUAUUGUCUUGCUGUUCGAUUUAUUAUUGAAUGGCAUUUAGCUUAAUUGAAAAAUAGUGGUUGUGAUGUUACUUGAGUAGCAUGAUUUUCAUACUGAUUGACAUUAGGUCUCGACAUUUUGUUUCUCUUAAAUGCUUUAUGGAAAGAAAAAGUGUUUGAUUUUAAUUGUGAAAUUACUUCUUAAUAGUGUAGCUAAAUAAUGCCAAAUUUAAUGCCAAAUAUGAUACUAGAUAUUUUCAAAGUUAAAUAAAAUAAAAACUACUUGGUAAAAGUUCUACUCGGGGCCCUGUUAGUGACUGAAGUAAUCUGGAUAGUGCUGGAGAGUCUCCAAAUGACCUUUACCAUAAAACCCUAAACAAACAAAACAGCUCAAUGUGGUAAAUGUUAGGGAUAUUUUGAAUAAGGUUUUUACAUAGGGAAAUAAUAAAAUUAUUGUUUAAAGUGGAUGGUGUAGGGUAAUACUUUUUUACAUAAAAACAUUUUGAUUAGAAUCAAUCAUUUUGCUCAUUUAAUUUGUUACCUGAAUGUUAUUAUUUGUUUCUUAAGAAUGAUCACUAGACAAACACUUUUCAUAUUGAUGAUAUAGAUUGUUUAGAGUUUCCUCAUUUCUGAAAGAGCUCUUCCAAUAGCAAAGUUUUAAGUUUAGGAAAAUGACCAUAACUCAUAAACCACACAGUAAAUUUUGUUUACAUUUUGCAUACAGAUGACCUUUAAGGCAUAUAACUGUCCUUUAUUGUUAAUUUUACAGUUCCUUAUAGUACUGAUUAGGGGUAUUCAACCUUAAAUGUACAUAUAUAUACAGUCCAUUCUAAAUCUCUUUAGAUAAAGAAGUUCUUCAACCACUUUAAUUUAAGUCACUAAACUUUUGCUUAUGCAAAUUAAAGAGAGUAAAUAAUUUGCUUUAUUGAUUUAGGUAGAAACUGAUUCAAAGUACUUUAUUUAAUUUGAAUAUGACAUUGUUUGGGAUAUGGGACAAACUUAAAUUUCAGAUACUGAAAUGUUUUUAAAAAGAUGGAACAUCUGUUUUUCUGGAAGGCUUACCACCUGCUAAAAUAGUUAGUGUUUAGGCGUGGACAUAGUGGUCCUAUUUUGCUUUUCGGAGAACAGUUCUGAUUAUUAUUUAGUAUGACUUAAAUGACAUUAAUACCCAUACCUUUGUUUGCAAUACUUAUGCUGAUCUGUUCUAAGUGAAUAGAUGCAACCAGAGCAGUGCCCUAGUAUGAACAGAUUGUGAAGCAUGUCCAACUUGCAUAUCAACAUUGAAAAAGUAUGUGCUCAUGACCAAGUUUAUCCUAUCUUAAGCUUGAAACAGCAUAUACCAAGAUGCUAUUAACUUCCAUUAUCCAUGUAUUAUGCAAUGUAUGAUUUCUUUGUUACUUAUUAAACUUAGACUGUAAUGGUAAAUGAUUAUAUUUUAUCGAUUAAUAUCCUUUGUAAUUUACUGAGUUGUUGUUGUAAAAUAUGUUUUUCAAUGUUAGCUGAUCCAUUUUUUAAUGAAAUUCAUUUUAUUGAUUAAAUUUGUUAUUUGAUCUAAAUAUAGCUGCAAUCUCAUUGGUCCAAACAGUAGUCAACAGAACUUUUUAUAGAAUUAUAUUCACUGGGUGUAGGAUGAAUUGGAUUUUUCCAGUCUAAAAAUAGAUUGAGACUCCUAUUCAAUGAACAUAUAUCGUAGACUAUUAUGCAUGCUUAUGAAAGAAAUGAUUGUUGCAUUUUGUUCUUAAUGGUUUAUUUCUUGAAUAAAAUAUCAUUACUGUACUAUUAUACUUCAAAGUUGCACUGCAAUGAUAAGUAUAAACUUGAAUUACUUUUGUCUAGUUGUUGCACACUUUACUCCAGUGCUUCGACGAAACGGGCAAAAGUUGUACAUGUAUAAGGUUGUAUUUUUUGUGAUUUGUUUUAAUUUUUGUAACCUAUUCUAUAAUAAAACAAUUUUUGACUAGUGUGCUAUGAAUAUGAUGUAAUAUUCACCGGCAGAAAGUCAUAUUGACCUCGGUUGAUAUGUCAUAUGCCGGUGAACAACACGUCAUAUACAAUGACACACUAGUUAAUAAUUGUAUAAUAGCUCCUUACAUAGUUUUAAACGCAAUUAACAGUAUGCCAGAUGAAAUCAACUGUUAACUGUUUUAUUCUGUAUACACUAAAGAAACAAAAUAAUUAUUUACAUUAUAAAUUAUUUCUCUGAAUAUUUUUUUCGCUCACCAGCUGUGAUCACAAAGUGACAUGGUGAGCUUUUAUGAUUGCUUUUUGUCCUGCGUCUGUCUGUAAACUUUUACUUUAGAUGACAUCUUCUCAUAAACCUCUAAACCAAUUUCAUCCAAACUUCAAAGGAAUCAACUUUUGGUAGUCAACUUUAAAAGAAUUUAAUUCCAAGCAGACCUCUGGUUGCCAUGGCCUUUUUUUUAGAAAACCAAAAGAGCUAGAGCUUAAAUACUUGGCAUGAAACAUCAGCUAGUCAGUGUCUACCAAGUUUGUUCAAAUGAAUUCUGUGGGGUCAAAGUUGGUCCCGCACGGGGGGGGGUAUGGUCAUUGAUUUUCCUCAUUUGUAUAUUAAUAUAAACCUUAAAAAAUCUUCUUUUAAAAACCCCAAAUAGCUAAAGCUUAGAUGUUAAGCAUGAAACAUCUUCUAGUGGGUUUCUACCAAGUUUGUUAUAAUAAAAGCCCUGGGGUAAAAAUGGUCCCACCCUAGGUGGUCAUUGAUUUUCCUUAUAUGUAUUUAGUAAAAUUAGAUAAUAAGCAUGAGACAUGUAGUGGGUGUCUACCAAGUUUGUUCAAAUAAUAGCCCGGGGGUAAAAAUUGAUGCUCUAGGGGGCCAUUGUUUUUCCCUUUAUAUAUAUAGUAAAAAACCUAAUAAAUCUACUUUUGAAUAACCCUAAAGAGCUAGAGCUAAGAUAUAUAGCAUGAAACAUCUUCUAAGUGAUGUCUACCAAGUUUGCUCAAAUAAGGGCCCUGGGGUUAAAAUUGGCCCCGCCCUGGGGGUCAUUGAUUUUCCUUAAAUUUGUAUAGUAAAAGCUUAAAAAAUCUUUAAAAAAAACCCAAAGAGCUAGAGUUUAGAUACUAAGCAUGAAAUAUCUUCUAGGGAGUAUCUACCAAGUUUGUUAAACUAAAAGCCCUGGUGUCAAAAUUGGCCCCUCCCAGGGGGUGUCAUUGUUUUUCCCUAUAUGUAUAUAGUAAAAACUUAAAAAAAUCUUCUUAAAAAAACCCUUAAGAGCUAGAGCUUAGAUAUUUAUCAUGAACAUCUUCUAAUGAAUGUUUACCAAGUUUGUUCAAAUAAAAGCUCCUGGUUUCAAAUUGGCCUUGGCCCAGGGGCCUAUAUACAGGUUAGCGAUUUCAGGGCCAUCAUAGCCCUCUUGUCUUGGAUUAAUGUCCGUAUUCCUUCGUGAUCUAUAUACAUAUAUUUUCAAUGUGGGAAAUGAUGUUAGUGUGACUGUUGGUUAUGUGUGCCCCUAAAGGCUGUUGAAAUUUUAGUCUAUCAGUGAAAUGAAAAUAUUAAAAGUGCAGGUGUCAAUUGUUUAAACUCUUACUUGCAUAUAUCUAGACAAUAAAGGUUCUGAUUCUAG
This is a messenger RNA of Ruditapes philippinarum (Manila clam), 8980 nucleotides long. RefSeq lists its product as uncharacterized. Lineage: Eukaryota; Metazoa; Mollusca; Bivalvia; Venerida; Veneridae. The record is from RefSeq and is a predicted model, not a curated record. The transcript is spliced from 17 exons. Bases 1321 to 4521 code for a protein of 1066 amino acids.